Messenger RNA from Habropoda laboriosa, 2376 nucleotides. It is a transcript of the gene Hr38, whose product is annotated as nuclear receptor subfamily 4 group A member 2. Gene Ontology annotation, cellular component: nucleus; transcription regulator complex. Gene Ontology annotation, molecular function: zinc ion binding; nuclear receptor activity; nuclear glucocorticoid receptor binding. NCBI's taxonomy places the organism in Eukaryota, Metazoa, Arthropoda, Insecta, Hymenoptera, Apidae. The transcript has 8 exons. The coding region runs from base 1 to 2376 and encodes 791 amino acids. Gene Ontology annotation, biological process: regulation of transcription by RNA polymerase II; cellular response to corticotropin-releasing hormone stimulus. The record is from RefSeq and is a predicted model, not a curated record.
AUGCGUACCGUCGAGGAUACGGGCACGGAAGCAGCCGCAGUUGGUGCUGCGACCACCCACCAACGUGCUACAACCGGCAGGCCAUUGGUCGUCGAUCACAAUCACGAUCGCGAUCACGAUCAACGAGAUCGAUCGACCACGAUCCAUCUACCGACUGCACCGUACCACCAGGUCACCAUCGCAGCGGACACCAACAACAAUCAUGACCAUCAUCGGAACUUCGAGCAUCACGCGACUCAACGCCAUGAUCAUUGGAACAAGUGGCAACUGCACUCGCCGAACGGCGACAGCGACAACAGCAACGGUAGCCAACGAGCAGUGGCUAUUACCCGUAACGACGUAGAACAGCAGCAACAACCGCACCGUCAUCGGCAGCAACGUCAAACGACAGCUACCGUUCCGGUUCUAGCCUGUACGAAUCAGUCUUCGACAACCACGACUACCACCGCGUUCACGGUAGCAUCAAGUAUGCUUCUUCUACAGACGCAGAGCCCUUUCGUAUGCACCACUCUGGCGGAUCUGCUGAGCGCCUCAUACACGGAUCCUGCGGAUGCGGGAAGCUUGCCCGAGGAGCUCGACCCCUUUCCAGAGCUUCAGUUGGGCAAUCCUCAAGGUGUGACCGACGAGUCAGGCCAAGCUCAGCAGACUGUGCACCAUCAGCCGGCACCACAACCGCCCCCGUCGGCGGCGCCUCUGCCAGAAGACGUCCAGGCGGAUUCUCUUAGCUCUACACCAUUGCCCAGCUUCCAAGAGACCUACACUGUCCAACGGUACACCAGGCAGGAGCUUCAAGUUCUCGGCAUUAAAAUGGACGACGGAGAGUGUUACGACAAUUCGGUGUAUCCGUGCGCAACAGGACACUAUCCCACAGAAUUCUCACCCACGUUGCCCUACCACGACCACCAGCAACAGCCGCAACAGCAACACCAUCACCAUCAUCCUCAGCAACAGCAACCUGCGCCACCUCCGCAACAGCAGCACCAUCAUCAUCAUCAAGGUUACUUCGCCACAGAGACGGCACCUACACCGACAACAGCUGUUCCAUCGCCGUCGAAUCAUCGACAAGACUCGCCGUAUGGUGCUGCUGUCAGCGUACCUAUGGUGUACGGUCCACCACCUGCCAUAACCGGAGGCGCCACCCCUGUUGCACCUACAGACAUUUAUCCAAACGUGGACAACGUGGUUGUUGGAACGCCUCGUCCGCGAAGAGCAUCCCUACCCACUCAGAGGUCAGAGUCUGCGAGUAGCGGCAGCAUAGAAUCACCGAAGGCUCGUGGCGGAAACAGCAGCACCGGAAGCUCUGUCAGUUCCCCGUCGCCCGGAAGCGGAACCAGCAACGAACGAGCACCACCCAGUCCCAGUCAAUUGUGUGCUGUUUGUGGUGAUACAGCGGCGUGUCAGCACUACGGUGUGCGUACCUGUGAAGGCUGCAAGGGUUUCUUCAAGAGGACCGUGCAGAAGGGAUCGAAAUACGUUUGUCUGGCUGAGAAAGCUUGUCCUGUGGAUAAACGCCGGCGGAACCGUUGCCAAUUCUGUCGCUUCCAGAAGUGCCUGAUGGUUGGCAUGGUGAAGGAGGUUGUCAGGACAGAUUCCUUAAAAGGCCGUCGGGGUAGGCUACCAUCCAAGCCCAAAUCUCCUCAAGAAUCACCACCAAGUUCACCAGUUUCCUUGAUCACAGCUCUGGUUCGUGCACACUUGGACACCACGCCUGAUCAGGCAUCCUUAGACUACUCACAGUACCGACAAUCGAGUCCCGGCGAUCCACCAAUCACAGAGGCAGAGAAGACACAGCAGUUCUACAAUCUUCUCACAACCUCGAUCGACGUGAUUCGAACAUUCGCGGACAAAAUCCCCGGUUUCACGGACCUCGUACGGGAAGAUCAGGAGUUACUUUUCCAGUCGGCGAGCCUGGAGCUCUUUGUCCUUCGGCUGGCGUACCGUACAAAGCCGGACGACACCAAGCUGACAUUUUGCAACGGUGUGGUGCUAGCACUGGAGCAGUGUCAGCGUAGCUUUGGCGAUUGGCUCCACAGUAUCCUCGAGUUCAGCAAAGCUCUUCACACUCUCGACGUAGAUACUAGUGCUUUCGCUUGUCUGUGUGCUCUCACCCUCGUUACCGCAAGGUACGGCCUGAAGGAUCCCCAUCGCAUGGAGCAGUUGCAAUCGAAGAUAAUCUCGUCCCUCCGCGAUCAUGUGACCUACAACGCAGAGGCACAGAAGAAGGCGCACUACCUGUCCCGUUUGCUAGGUAAACUACCAGAACUGAGGAGUCUGUCGGUGCAAGGGCUCCAGCGUAUCUUUUACCUGAAACUGGAGGAUCUGGUACCUGCGCCGCCGAUGAUCGAGACGAUGUUCGUCGGUAGUCUGCCGUUCUAA